Messenger RNA from Mobula hypostoma (lesser devil ray), 5992 nucleotides. RefSeq names its product nuclear transcription factor Y, gamma (gene nfyc). The transcript is spliced from 11 exons. The record is from RefSeq and is a predicted model, not a curated record. NCBI's taxonomy places the organism in Eukaryota, Metazoa, Chordata, Chondrichthyes, Myliobatiformes, Myliobatidae. Gene Ontology annotation, biological process: regulation of transcription by RNA polymerase II. Gene Ontology annotation, cellular component: nucleus; CCAAT-binding factor complex. Gene Ontology annotation, molecular function: RNA polymerase II cis-regulatory region sequence-specific DNA binding; protein heterodimerization activity; DNA-binding transcription activator activity, RNA polymerase II-specific. The coding region runs from base 350 to 1453 and encodes 367 amino acids.
CCACUCUCAUUGGUGGACACGGGUCAGAGGUGUGAUUGGUCUGAGGGCCGCGGCCGCUAUUGGUUCACGAGUCCGAGCUCCGUGCACUGCCUGGCGUCCCGGUGGCUGCCCGCCAUCCUGGGGGCUGAAGGUCCCAGCCGCUGGCCCUCCUUUUAUCCCCGCUACCCGGCCCUGCUUGGCGCCAUGGGCCUUGGCUAGCAGCCGCGCGUCUCACUCAAACCCGCUUGAACACCCUUAAUGGGCGUGCAGCUGGGCCAAUCAUCAGGCACAGACCGUGGGAUAGUUGGCGCGGACUCGUCUACCCACCAAUCAGUGGAUUCUGGGGGCGGGUACGGUGCCGCAAGCAGGAAUGUCUGCCACUGCAGAUGGUUCAUUUAGUACAGCCUCUCAAGGCGGUGGCAACAGUGAAGCCCAACAUUUGCUGCAGACGUUUUGGCCACGUGUCAUGGAAGAGAUUCGCAACUUAACACCGAAUGAUUUCAAGAUGCAGGAUCUUCCCUUGGCUCGAAUCAAGAAGAUUAUGAAACUCGAUGAAGAUGUAAAGAUGAUCAGCGCAGAGGCACCAGUGCUGUUUGCAAAAGCAGCUCAAAUUUUCAUUACUGAAUUAUCCUUACGAGCAUGGAUACAUACUGAAGAUAACAAACGCAGGACCCUGCAGAGGAAUGAUAUUGCUAUGGCCAUCACAAAGUUCGAUCAGUUUGAUUUUCUAAUUGACAUUGUUCCUAGAGAUGAGCUCAAGCCCCCAAAACGGCAGGAGGAAGUCCGCCAGGCAGUUCCAAGCUCCGAGCAAGUGCAGUACUAUUUCACGUUGGCCCAGCAGCCAACAACGGUGCAAGUACAGGGGCAGCAGCAGGGACAGAGUUCCAGCGGCUCAACCAUUCAGCCAAGUCAGAUCAUCAUUGGGCAACCACAGCAGGGUCAGGUUGUGCAAGGAGCCACUGUCCAACAGUUGCAGCAAGUGCAGGUGGCACAGUCUCAGACUACUGCAUCAUCCAUCACGAGUGCCCCAGUGACGAUGCAGGUUGGAGAUGGACAACAGGUGCAGCUUGUUCCAGCACAAAACCAAACACAGCAGGCUCAGAGCAACUCUGGGCAAACCAUGCAGGUCAUGCAGCAGAUCAUCACCAACACUGGCGAGAUCCAACAGAUACCAGUGCAGUUGAAUGCUGGGCAGCUGCAGUAUAUCCGUUUGGCUCAGCCUGUAUCUGGAGCUCAAGUGGUACAGGGACAGAUCCAGACCCUUACCCCAGGCAAUCCACAGCAGGUUGGUCAAGCAGAGGUUCAACAGGGUCAGCAGCAGCAGCAGCAACAAUACAACCAGUUUACUGAUGGGCAGCAGCUGUACCAGAUUCAACAGGUCACCAUGCCAGCCGGACAAGACAUCGCCCAGCCCAUGUUCAUCCAAUCCACUAAUCAGACUGCAGAUGGACAGACGGCCCAGGUCACGGAAUAGUCCAACGUGAUGGAGAGGUGGAAGCAACUGUCACAGAAGCCAUUGUAUAAAUAGUACAGUAACUAAAUAACUGGGAUAGAAAUUGAUUUUUUAAAGUUUUUUUCACCAUUGCAUUGUGUUAAGUAAAAUUAAUUGUACAUAUAUAAAAUGCAAUAAACUCCUUCUGAGAAGCUUUGUAACCCCAUAUACAAGAGUCGACGGGAAGGAGAAUUCUUGUCUGUGCUGAUUAUCCAGUACCAUCACUGACCAUAUUGCUGUUCUCUUGUUCAGUUGUACAGUGUUGUGCCUGACCUUUUUUUAUAUAAAGAAAUGCAACUCAUGUUAAAAAUGGAAGUAACCUAAACAACUGUGUUUCUUGGCUGAAUUAAUAAGGGGUAGUCUAAGUCACAAUUUUGUAGUAAUAGGUUUAUAAACAAGUAUUCCCUCUCAGUCUUAAUCAUCAAAAGAUCUUUACAUGAACAUUGACUAGAAUUUCAAGAAUGGAUCAUUAGGAUGCAUUUGUAGUGUCAGAUUCAAUUUCCUGCAAGAGGAUAUUAUUUUGUGGCUCUUGGGUUUGCCACAGUAAAUGUAAAUUCUGAGGAAUGCUAAAUAUUAUUUGCAGAAUGCAUUCUCAAUAACUUGCUGUGUGUUUUAGCUGUUGGAGAAAAUGUGGUUGUUUUUCUUAUGUUUAAAACUUUUCAAUUGUUUUAUAAAAUGCUGAUUGUUCACAUGAAAUAGGUGUUGACUAUACCUUGGAUCUAGCUACAUAACUGACCGGUUAACUGCUUGGGGCCAUAAAGCUGAAUAGGAUGGUCAGGGGUUGCCUUGGGUGUAGAUCUAUUCGUGAGAGAUCUCUGAUUAAAUUUUUCCCAGUUUGGCAGCAUGCUGCAAGUCUAGUAAUUCCCCUGAAUGUCGAGGUAAAUCAGCUGUCUUCCAAGACAUGUAUUGCAUUUCUCCAUACUGCACGAUAAUAUAAAUGAGGGGGAUCCUUUCAUCCAACUAGCAAUAAAUCUUGCACUGUACCCUCACUGCAACUUCUAACUUGCAUUUUGAUAAUUCUGGGAUUUUUGCCCAUGUUACUAAAACACUGUUGAUCAUUGCAUGAAGAAUAUUCUGGUGGCAAUACUGCAGUAGCCUGUUAUUUCCUGGAACCCGUGUACAGUGGACAGUUACCAAAGUAUUCUUUGGUAUUCUGCCUUUUGUUGUGGCAUUGACUAUCUUGUGGUCCUUCAUUUUAAACUGGAAAGAUCUAAUUUCUUAAGCUUUUCUCACAAAAAAUCCAUGAUGCUGAUUCUAGAGCCCAUAGAUGUUUUCUGCAGUGUUUCAGUGUCUCCUUUUCUGUUUUGCUGACCAGAGAAAGAAACUGUAGUAAAGAAUGUAACAGGACUUCGCAGAAGCUGCGUGUUGCAUGUGUUGUUGAGCAUUGAGUCAGCUAGUUAGUUGUUCCUCUGCACAGUAUUAUGGCCAUUCUCAGGCUGUGAGUGAUGCUGACUGGGCCAGCUUUUAUCACUCAGCCCUGAUAACCUGGUGAAAUAAUGGACAGCCACCUUGAAUUGUAAUCAUUGUGGUGAAGAUAGUCUUUCAGUCAGAACUUGUAAACAUGAGAAGGUCAUAAGUCCCUUGGGCCACUUUUACCACCUUGUGAGAUCACAGCUGAUUUGUUUCUCCGUAUACCUUUUUUUUCCAAUGUAACUCUUUGGUUAAUAAAAUCCUACAAUCUCAAGUUUAUCCUCCAGCUUGACAAAAGUUGCCAUGUGCUGAAGAGUGUUCCAAAUGUUUGUCACCAUAUGUGAAGAGAAAUACAUCGGGCCUGCUUAUUUUUUCCUUUGCUCCCAAGGGGGAAAAUAUGUCCCAGCAGUUAUAGUUCCCUCCUAUGUAUCCUGUCAGAUCUCCUUAAUGCUUCAAAAAUGUUUAUUCAAAGCACUCUUUAAUCAUUUGAAUUCCAGGAAAACAACCAUUAUUCCAGGAUAUUGACCCAAUGUUUGGAACUAAAAUUGACUUUUAACAGAGCUUCAUUUCUCUUCAAUUCAUUUCUAGCUAUUUGACAAUGUGCACAGAGUAAAUGCUGCUGUAUUCCUCCUGUGAGCCAGAUCUGCCAGUAUUGCUUCAUCUGUUUCUGCUUUAGUAGAGCAGUUUACCUCACAUUUUCCAAAUUUCCAAAAUUAAAUGCAUCCUGUCAAUUCUACUACCUGAAUAAGAUAACAUCCUGAAUAAAGUUAAACGUACAAUCGUCGCUGUAUUUCCAAACAUAAUAGAGAGAGGAUACUGGAAGGUUUUGGGUGGUCCAUAGAAAAUCCAUAGUCCUUUCAAGUUUCUGUAAUUAUUAAAUCUAAAUUAAUUCAUGUUAAUUGUGCAGUAAUCUUUUCUAUUAUCUUUGGAGAACACAACAGGGAGUAGAAGAUCAAUUGGCCUCAAGCCUGCUCUAUUAAGAAGUUGGUUGAUUUAAUCUUUGAUCUCAACUUUCUUUUCCUUCCGGUUCCCUAUGACCACCACCCACCCCCCUUCCCCUUCUCGUGCUCUCACAUUUCACCCGCCAGCUUGUACUGCUCUGGCUUCUGCCCCCUUCCUUUCCAGUUUGAAACUUCCCUCUGUAGCUGCUGCCUGACUUGAGUUCCUCUAGCAUUUUGUGUGUAUUCCCCAGUUUAGUAAUUUACUAUUGAGAGACAGUAGGUUCUUGACUUUGAAGCACCGUAGGGAAGAAAAAAAUACUUGAAAAUUUUAAAGCUUUUCGUAACCCAUGUAAACAGAUAAAGUUUGGAGUUUAGAUUGCCAGAGCAAGGCGGAUGCUAGUCUCAUGUCAUUUAUUGGAAACCUUCUCUGUUCAUCUGACCAGCAGGGGCCAAUUUGCUAAUUGUUCUGCAAGCUGUCCAUCAAUUACAAACACCAGUUUGUGGACACUUAUACAAAGAUAGGUCUAACGUGUACAUGAUGCUCAUUCUGACAAAUGGCAGGACUGGUUUCCCCACUUUUAGUAACUAUCACAGCUGUGUACUUUUAUUGCUGUUCAUUGCAAUACUGCUAGUGGGUUUCUCACAUCAAGUGAUUUUUGUGUAUUUUCCAAUUUAUGGACACAUUGGAUAUCUAUAACAACAGAACCUGUUUGUUCCAAUGGGAGAAUAGUCUUUGCUCCAUAGGAUAGUGCUAUUCAGUUUAUCUGGCUGAUGAUGGUUGUUUUGGAAAAUUAUCCAAUUAGGGACCCAAUUAAGUACUUGAAAAGAUGAAAUUUUGCAGAGCUUUGAAGAGGUCUGGGAAGUGGGAUUAGCUGGAUUACUAGUCCACAGAGUUGCUACUGAUCCAACAGAUUGAGGAUUCUCCUUCCAUGCUGUAACUUUAAUAUGAAGAUAACAAAAUACGAACAAUACCUGCUUUGUCAUUUAAUUAGUUCACAGCAGGUCUGAUUUCUAGUUCUAUUUUCUUAACUGUUUCCACCACCAUUGGGGUAGUACCUCCCAAAUUAUAAUGUCUAAGAUUAUUUUCCCUUUCAUACAAGUUUUUACUUUAAAUCUUUCAUCUCUAAUUUCUCAUCUGCCAGGCCAUGGGAAAAACAUUUUCUUGCCUAAUGGCCUUGUGAUUUUGAAUGUGUCUACCAACUUUCCUACUCACCUUUCCUGUAAGGGCAUGAAAUUGAUAACUGAUGUGACAUCUAAGGAGCCAGAUAAUUUGUGUUUUAGUGUGCACCACCUCCUCUGCCAUCAGGUUUGUUUUCUAGGCAGUGCACUGACAUGGAAUAAUCUGACUUGGUGCUGAUAGUCCACUCUUUCCAAAAGUCAAUGGCACAGAACCGAGAAGAGUUCUGGGUGUUGCUUAUGGAUCUUUUAAAGAAUAGGUAAUACUAAUACUGGAACACAACUGGAGGAAUUCUUUUCCCGAGAGUGAGAUGAAACCAGCUGUGUCCUUAUUGAAAGCUGUUUUAAUCUCAGAAAAUUGUAUCAUCCCUAAAAAUGAUUUGUCCUUUGUUGAACUCUCACCUUGGGUGCUCCUGUAUUAUGUGGGUAAAAAUUAUUUUCAUUGGGUCUGUGACGAUGCAGACAUCGUGAAUAGAGUUAGGCAGGUGUCAAGAUGAUGCACACUUGAAACUGUAAUAUUUGAGCUCAUUUGUGAAGCGUCAUAAGCAGUCAUAGAUCUUGGCAUUUCCAAGGAUGUGAUUAGCAUUAUGAACUUCCCUUUCCCCAUUCCUAUCCCACCCCUUUCUCUCUCCUCUUUUGGAAUUAUUCUUACUAUAGCCCAUUUCCAGUAGUUGAUCUUAUUAAAUAAUUUCCCACAGCUUCAACUGAGAUGACAAGAUGUCCACACAAGUCAUGUCUCUACUGAGCUUCUGCGUCCAUCCUUUAAAAAGAUUGGGUUAAGGUGCAAGCUUUGCAGCCACUCCUGGAGGUGAAAUCCCUUCCCUGAAAUGGUUGAGUGCCAUUUCCAGGUUGAAGAUCUAGUAUGCUGGGUCCUGUGCUACAAUGUCCUGCACUUCUCCAAUGCAUGUGAUACACUGGGUGCAUUUGUUGUUUGAAAUUGUCUUACGGAUUUUCUGAUAUCCAGAGUCUUUGAUAUUAGCCCACUUAUACUUUA